AUGGCAAAUCUGCAAAAAUUGAAGGGAAAAAUUAUUCCAAAGCCAUUUGCUACUUCUAAGAAAAAUAUUUCAAUUGGUCAAGAUCAAACUACAAAUGCAAAAGCGAUGAAGAAACCAUCUUCAACUAAAGAGGAUUUGCAGGCCAAGAAGGAUAAGGUUGUUCAAGGAGGUGCUGCUGAAGAGGCCAUAAUAGUUUGUGCUCUUUGUAAUUUUGUUUGCAACUGUAAAGUCAUUUAUGACUCGCAUAUUAGUUGGAAGAAACAUCUUGCUAUGAUUAAGGAGGAGACUGAAGUUAAAACCAUUGGCCAAGAUCAAACUACAAAUGCAGAAGCGAUGAAGAAACCAUCUUCAACUAAAGAGAAUUUGCAGACCAAGAAGGAUAAGGUUGUUCAAGGAGGUGCUGCUGAAGAGGCCAUAAUGGUAUGUGCUCUAUGUGAUGUUGUUUACAACAGUAAAGUAGUUUAUGACUCGCAUAUUAGUGGGAAGAAACAUCUUGUUAUGAUUAAGAAGCAGGAGACUCAAGUUAAAACCAGUUUGUUCGUGCCCGAAAGCUUGCCCAUGGAAUGA
This is a messenger RNA of Dendrobium catenatum, 567 nucleotides long. Its product is annotated as zinc finger protein 346-like. The record is from RefSeq and is a predicted model, not a curated record. The coding region runs from base 1 to 567 and encodes 188 amino acids. Gene Ontology annotation, molecular function: nucleic acid binding; zinc ion binding. The transcript has 2 exons. Lineage: Eukaryota; Viridiplantae; Streptophyta; Magnoliopsida; Asparagales; Orchidaceae.